AAACCCAGUCGCCGGCGAGCUUGAGUCCCAGAAGGGAGCUGCUGUCUGAGGAGGGAGCUGCCUCUUCACUGGCCUGCCACGAGAGGACCGGAGGUCGCGCCGGGCGCCCGAGGUACCCUACCCAGGGACCCGCCUGCCCCACACCGCCCCGCCCCGCCGGCCGCUCGGCAUCAGGUUUCCUAGCCGCAGCCGUACCUGCCAGCUCCAGACUCCCCAAGGCUCCCAGAGGAUGCUUGGACCACCGGUGGGGACCUCAGGGCGGCAGUGAGUGGGACAUCCAGCCCCCCACUCAGCUCCUGUCCUCCUGUGCCAGGAGUUCCCCCUAAGGGGGUGAGCAUGGUGAUUUUCCUUUGGAAUCCCCUGCCUUGGGACAUCUGAGAAGAUGCUUGCCAUGAGGCUGUUCACUUGCUUCCUGCAGCUCCUGGCUGGGCUAGCGCUGCCUGCUGUCCCCCACAAGCAGUGGGCCCUGUCUGCUGGGAAUGGCUCAUCAGAGAUGGAAGUGGUGCCCUUCCAGGAAGUGUGGGGCCGCAGCUAUUGCCGGGCACUGGAGAGGCUGGUGGACGUUGUGUCCGAGUACCCCAGCGAGGUGGAGCACAUAUUCAGCCCGUCCUGCGUCUCCCUGCUGCGCUGCACCGGCUGCUGUGGUGAUGAGAACCUGCACUGUGUGCCCAUAGAGACGGUCAAUGUCACCAUGCAGCUCCUGAAGAUCCGCUCUGAGGACCAGCCCUCCUAUGAGGAGCUGACGUUCUCUCAGCAUGUGCGCUGCGAGUGCAGGCCUCUGCAGGAGAAGAUGAAGCCAGAAAGGAGGAGACCCAAGGGCAGGGGGAAGAGGAAGAGAGAGAAGCAGAGACCCACAGACUGCCACCUGUGCGGUGAUACUGUUCCCCCGAGGUAACCAGCGUUGGAGGAGCGUGAUCCCACACCCUGCUCGUCUAUUUAUUACCGUCACACUCUCAGUUACCUCCCUGCUGGCACCUGCCCUCUAUUUAUUAGCCAAUGGUAUCCCUGCUGAGUGACUCCCUCCCUCUGAGAUGAGGAGCGGGGAGGGACAGGACCCUCAGGAAUUCAGUGCCUUAAACACAACGUGAGAGAAGGAAGGCAACCGACCACAGACGCGUGGGCUGCAGCUUGGAAGAAGCAAGACAUGUGGCUUUGUGGGGGAUGAUCCAGGCCCCAGAGGCUUGGGGGGUCUCCCCUGGAGAGGCAACAAGAGGGGCACCCACCACCAUUACUGGUCCUUGGGCUCCACACGGACAAGCAGCCCUUGCUCUGGGGGCUCCUGGCAGGUUGGAGGUGGAGCAGCCUGUUUUGGCUUCCCUGGCUCCUGCUAGGGGGAAGGCAGGCACGGGGUGGAGGGAUCCUGCUGUGUUCCCUUCUUCCUGGCGGCAGCUCUGCACCCUGGACAUCAGAGCACUCAGCUCAGGAGAACAGUUGUUGCCCAGGGGCCUUUGCCAUUCCUUGUCCCCUACAGUCUGUCCUCACAUCUUGCCACUGCUUGUGCUGAGACAUUGUUCUUUAUUGCCAAGGCACCACCAUCCUGCCCCUCUAAGGGACACAGGCAAAGAGUGGAUCCCAGGCUGAACGUGGAGCAAGCUGUCCCUGUGUGGCUGUCUGACUGCCAAGCCAGAUUCUCUUGAAUAAAGUAUUCUAG
This is a messenger RNA of Manis javanica (Malayan pangolin), 1651 nucleotides long. It is a transcript of the gene PGF, whose product is annotated as placental growth factor. Gene Ontology annotation, cellular component: membrane. Gene Ontology annotation, molecular function: vascular endothelial growth factor receptor binding; chemoattractant activity; growth factor activity. Gene Ontology annotation, biological process: positive regulation of mast cell chemotaxis; positive regulation of endothelial cell proliferation; sprouting angiogenesis. NCBI's taxonomy places the organism in Eukaryota, Metazoa, Chordata, Mammalia, Pholidota, Manidae. The record is from RefSeq and is a predicted model, not a curated record.